AUGGAUCAGAUGGACUCGAAGGUGUUCGAUUAUAAUGCCGGCUCGCAGCAAUCCGCCGCCACCGCCGCCGAUUAUUGCUAUUCGACGGCGGCGGUGGCGGCGGCGGCCGCCGCCGACUUCUCGCGAGCACCCAACGUUUCGCCGUAUUUUUAUUCGUCGCAAUUUCCGUCGUCGACGGCUUCAUCGUUGUACGGGCAACAGCAGCAGAAUGGUUUCAUGUAUCCGCAGGCGGCCGGAAGCUCGCCAGAAGAUCAAAUGACGACAAAAAUCAUCGAAGGCGGCGAAGUGAAAAUCAACGGCAAAGGGAAGAAGGUCCGAAAACCGCGGACCAUCUACAACUCGCAACAAUUGCAAAUGCUACAGAAGAAAUUCCAAAAAACGCAAUAUUUGGCGUUGCCGGAUCGCGCGAGUUUGGCCGCCGAGCUCGGAUUGACUCAAACGCAGGUGAAAAUCUGGUUUCAAAAUCGUCGAUCGAAACAGAAGAAACAAAAGAAUGGCGGAACGGAUCGGAUGUCGGAUGACGAGGGCGACACGGAGGACUCGAGGCCUGAGAGCUCACCGAUGAGCGAAUCGACGACAAUGCCGAUGAGCACACAGGAUGCCAACUCGCCAACCCAAACAAUGGAUUCGCAGAACACAAUUCCACAAGAUUGGACGUCAUCGCAAUUGCCGCUCGCCAACAGCCUACCUCCCGCCGCUGGACCGUUGCCGUCGAUGCCGUCGGCGACGCCGCUCGGCACCUACGAUCCAUUAAAAUACUCGGAAGAGUCUAAAGUGAUGCUCUACCCGGAAAUGGCCUAUAGUUAUUACAAUUUCCCGCAUGCCUCCUAUCCAUAUUAG
Caenorhabditis bovis is the source of this 840-nucleotide messenger RNA. The record is from the annotation of a GenBank genome assembly. Lineage: Eukaryota; Metazoa; Nematoda; Chromadorea; Rhabditida; Rhabditidae.